UGCUAUAGCCUUUUCACAUGGAAUACGGAGAUCACCGCAAAAUACUAUUUUUUAACAUAAUCUGCCAACAUGAAUGUGGCUCGGAGAUAGGUCUGCGUUUGUGCUCAUCUUUCGUAACGUUGCCGAUUUGAUUCAUGAGCAAACUGUGUGGGUGUUGUUUUUGGGAAAGAGAAAACGACGUAGGCUAUGAGACGCUUGCCUAUUUAGUGCCUUCGUUGAUUGCCUGUUUUUUCUUACACUGACUGUUUUUUCUUACACUGACUGACCAGUGUUUCGGUUUAACCUGUAUGAACGAGCUUGUGUUUCCGACAUAAAUCGGUGGAAAACGCGUCCGUGGCGGGUCAACUAUUUAUUAUGGCUAAAAGAAUUGAAUUAGUGCACUGCUGGUCUGAAUAUAUUUCAAGAUAAGGAGAAAACGGCCGCUAGGUCAGGCCUGUCUGUUCCGGAGAAAAGAGUGUCGUUUAGAGCUUAUUGAAUGAAAGUCUUAUUCGUCCUUCCCUGCCAAAGAUGACGUUACCAUGGAAACAGCUUCUUCUGCUAUCAAUCAUCGACUGUCUCGCAGAAUGUUUGGACAGUGGAUCAUUCCAUGGUCCAAGAUGGAGGAUGGAACCCGGUGACUUGUUUAUCCCUGUUGAUUCUAUGGAAGAGGAGGCCACUCUUACUUGUGACGCUAAAGGAAUCCCCCCUCCUCAAUACAGAUGGUCACUGAAUGGAACUCUCAUAAAUCUGGAGUUGGACCACCGGCGUCGGAUGUCUGGGGGCAACCUCAUCAUAAGAAGUCUGGACCGCUACCAGGAUGGGGGAAGGUAUCAGUGUACAGCCUAUAACACAAUAGGAGCCGUUCUCAGCAGAAGAGCAAGCCUACAGUUUGCCUACUUGGAUCAUUUUAAACUCCACACAAGAAGUGCGGUGUCAGUUCGAGAAGGACAAGGAGUUGUGUUACUCUGUGGAACACCCACCUCCUCAGGAGACCUUAGUUAUUCAUGGGUCUUCAAUGAAUACCCAUACUUUGUCCAGCAAGACAACCGGCGCUUCGUAUCUCAGGAGACUGGCAACCUGUACAUCGCCAAAGUGGAGCCCUCAGAUGUGGGCAACUAUACCUGUGUGGUUAUGAACAGCAUCACAAAGGGCAAAGUUCACAGCUCACCCACAUCUCUGGUCCUGAGGAAAGACGGAGUAAUGGGAGAAUAUGAGCCGAAAAUAGAAGUUCAUUUUCCCGACACCGUACCAGCAGCAAAAGGAUCAGUGGUUACGCUGGAGUGUUUUGCUCUUGGGAACCCUGUCCCUGAGAUUACGUGGAAGAGGGCUAAUGGAGUCCCGUUCCCCAGCAAAGUGAAGAUGAAGUACUCCAAUGCCGUCUUGGAGAUCCCCAGCUUCCAACAGGACGACACGGGUGGCUAUGAGUGUGUGGCCGAAAACAAGAUGGGGAAGAACAUCGCUACAGGCCGAUUGGCCUUCCAUGCCAAACCUCAGUGGAUUCAGACCAUGAGAGACACAGCCCUGGCCAUAGAGGAGAGGCUUCACUGGGAGUGCAGGGCCAACGGGAAGCCCAAACCCUCCUACAACUGGCUGAAAAAUGGCCAAGUGCUGAUCACUGAGGAGAGGGUCUACGUUGACAAUGGGGUCCUGUUGAUCUCGUCUUUGAACCUGUCUGAUGCCGGGAUGUACCAGUGUGUGGCUGAGAAUAAAUAUGGUGUCAUCUAUUUCAGCACUGAGCUCAUGGUCUUAGCAUCUUCUCCAGACUUCACUGGUAACCUGCUCAGAGCCCUGCUUAAAGCCAAGGCCGGCACCAUAGUGACUCUAGAGUGUAAGCCCCAAGCCUACCCCACCGCUAGCAUCCUGUGGAAGAAAGGCAACCAACCCAUCCACACCAAUGACAGAAUCACUCUCUCUGCAGAUGGAACUUUGAGAAUCACUAAUAUGACCAAGUAUGAUGCAGGCAGCUACACCUGCUUUGCCAGAAACCGAUUUGGGACCUCCAGCACCACUGGAAGACUCCUCAUCACAGAUCCAACAAGAAUUACUCAGGGGCCAGUGGACAUGGAGAUCAUAGUGGGUGAGAGCAUCGUGCUGCCCUGCCAGAUCGCCUGUGACCCUGUCCUUGAUGUUUUCUUCUCCUGGGCUUUCAACGGACAGCUCAUCACCAAGACAGACAGGCAUUUUGAGCUAGUGGGAGGGAGAACAGCUGGGGAUCUGAUGAUCAGAAACAUCCAGUUGAAUCAUGCCGGGAAGUACAUCUGCGUGGUGGACACAGACGUGGAGAGCCUGUCAGCAGUGGCCAUAUUGAUUGUAAAAGGCCCCCCUGGCCCUCCAGACACAGUGGCAGUGGAGGAGGUAACGGACAGCACAGCCCAGCUCUCAUGGAGCCGCGGCAGGGAUAACGGCAGCCCCAUCACCAGCUACCUCAUCCAGACCAGGACCCCSUUCACUGUGGGCUGGCAGAGGGUGGACACAGUUCCUGAGGUAAUUGAUGGCAACACACUGACAGCCACAGUGGUGGAUCUCAAUGCCUGGGUGGAGUACGAGUUUCGAGUUGUGGCAAAGAACAGUGUGGGAGUGGGCGAGCCCAGUCCCACCUCCCUCCAGACACGGACAGAGGAUGCAGUUCCUGAUGCUGCACCCACUGAUGUUGGAGGAGGGGGCGGCAGCAGAUCAGAGUUGGUUGUUACAUGGGAGCCUGUUCCCGAGGAACUGCAGAAUGGUGAGAGCUUCGGUUACAUUAUCGCGUUCCGUGGCCUCGGUGAGAUGACCUGGACCCACGUCGCCACCUCUGCUCCAGGGGCAUCCCGCUAUGUGUACCGGAACGACAGCAUCGCUCCCUUCUCACCCUUCCACGUGAAGGUGGGAGCCUAUAACAGCAAAGGGCAGGGCCCGUUCAGUCCCGUGGUCACCAUCUACUCUGCAGAGGAAGAGCCGAGUGGUAUGCCAGGAGGAGUUUGGGCCAGAAGUGUUUCCGCCUCAGAAAUUGAAGUGAAUUGGCAGGCUCUAUCCUUUACUCCUGAAAGAGUUCUCGGCUACGAGGUGGUGUACUGGGAGGAUGACACCAAGCCAGAGACGAUGGGGAAAGUGAGGGUACCCGGGAGUCAAACCUCAGUCACUGUUAGUGGCUUAGAGCGAAACACUCAGUAUUUUCUCACAGUCAGCGCUUUCAACACAGCUGGUACUGGCCCUUUCCUCCCCGCCAUCAACGCCACCACCAAGAAAUCACCACCCGGACAACCUCCUCUAAAUGUUGAGUGGACCUUGAUUGGCUCCCAGAUCACUAUAUACUGGGAGCCGGUGGUAGCCAUGGAAACAGAGUCAGAGGUCACCGGUUACCAACUGUCUUACAGGAGUCUGAAACAUAAGGAAGAGAACAUGCUCUUGACAAACAAUUCCACAGCCGAGCUGACCCUCGUUGACAACGAAGACUAUGUCAUCCACAUAAGGUCGCUGAGCGAGGGAGGGCUUGGCCCAGCCACAGAUCCCAUCCGCAUCCACAAACUAAGUAUGAGUGCGCGAGGCUCGAAGGCCUGGAGUCUGAACACAUCCCCUGUCUCUCUGCUCCUCAGCAUCGCAUUUUCAACGUUCAGGUCUACAUCGUGACAGAAUGUCAGGCUACUAUCUGGUUUACAGAUAAAAUAAGCUGUCUCUGCUCCAUUCCAAAUGACCCAUCUACAAUUAUAAUUUUUUCUAACUGUGUGAAAGUAAUGGUAGAGACCAUCCAUUUUGGAGGCAAGACAAUAAGCGCAUUCAUUUAGGGAGUUUGUGAAGAAAUAUUUGUUGUUGUUUGGGCACAUGUUUUGAUGAACAUUGUGUUAGGUCAAGUGCUGUCAACUUCUGAAGGUAUCUGCUUGGGUUGUACAUUUUAGGUGGAUGUUCAGAUGAAUGCGCUGUUUUGACUUUUUGGAGCCCUGAAUGAUACAAAUGCCUUACUUCCAUUCAUGUGCCAAAGUAGUUUGAAUCGUUUAGUUGUAGGCUAAAUGUUAAGCUAGCAAUGCCAUGCUUUUUUCCCCUUCAUAUUUUCAUUUGUAAUUAAACCUUGUCACACUCAAAGCUAGUUAUGAAAGUUAUUACCUAUGGUAAUAAUACUUGUCAUUUAAACUUUCAAGGUUGCGAUAUGAAGUUGACUUUUGUAAUUUUGACGUACUCUGAGGUGGUCAUCGAAGCAAAAACUUUUACUGGUGUUUGGCUGAGCCAAGUUAAGUUCUCUUGCUUACUCAUUGAGUAGACACCAUUUGCCUGUGCCUGUGCCUUUGAAGAUCUGUGUAAGAGUGUGACAAAGAAAAUCGCUUCACUUGACUUAUAGUCAGUGUUGUGCAGCAUUUCAGAGCUCUUUAAGUGAUCAUUAUCGUAUAAUUAUGUGCUACAUGAAACCCAUAAGACGAGAGCUGUUUGAGAGAGUGCAAGCCAUUUUCUUAAUGUUUUCAUUUUGUCAUUGUGGUAGAGACUUGAUUGUAUCACGAGGGCUCCUUACAACUAUAAUGAGACAAAAUCUAAAAACUGACCUUACAGUGGAUGGAUAGAUUGCUUUUAAUAGGAGGACUGUCUUUACCGCACCGCACCCACUACCAAUAUGACACCCACCUGGGUGAUGCACGGCAGCCAUUUUGUGCCAGAGUGCUCGCCUGUUGCGUGGUGAAAAUGGUGCCAAAUGUGCCAGUCUGACAUUGAAAUUGAGCCACUAGCUGAGACCCAAGCAGGCAAAGACAUUUACCCCCAAGAAAUCCAUGGAGCCUUACUGUAUAUGGAACUCAUGCAUGACAUUGACUUAUAGUCAGCUGGGUUAAAUAUGUACUAGACUUGCCUAUCAUUUGUUCAAGGUUCAAUUAGCCUUUUCUUGAAACUUAUGUAUUGUACUAUAGGCCCUACAUAUUUUUCAGCGUAGCCUCAACUGCUCAGGUGUUCGGGCUUUUACACACCAACUUCACUGGUCAUAAAGCAGAGAGCAGCUAUAUCAGACGGCUGACAGCACAUGAUGCAGUGGUCUAUUUAAUGCCCUGACUUGACAAAUGAAAAGUCUGAUAUCUGCCAUGAUUUAGCAGCAAUUAAAACAUAUUAAUAAAUUAGAGUGAGCCUAGGGGCCUCUAUGGGAAAGGGCAUAGGACUAAUGGUUCUAUGACACCACAGAAGAUUAAUGUAUCAGGAUUCAGUGAGAGGAGCUAAAUCAGAACGAUUCCAUCAGAUGGAAAGAUGGUUGUGUGUGUGUGUGUGUGUGUGUGUGUGUGUGUGUGUGUG
Molecule: messenger RNA, 5217 nt
Organism: Salvelinus sp. IW2-2015
Lineage: Eukaryota; Metazoa; Chordata; Actinopteri; Salmoniformes; Salmonidae
Gene: cntn3a.2
Product: contactin 3a, tandem duplicate 2
Biological process (GO): axon guidance; cell-cell adhesion; brain development
Cellular component (GO): plasma membrane; axon
Molecular function (GO): cell-cell adhesion mediator activity
Source: RefSeq, a predicted model, not a curated record